AUGUCGCUUGCAAUUUUAUUAUUCUUUAUUGCUAUUAUUGUUGCAACCUGUUACUAUCUUCGUCAAUGGUUCUUCUGGAAAAUUCGCGGUGUUCCCGGACCAUUGGGCCUCCCAUUCAUCGGCAAUCAAUGGGACAUGCUGCAGACGCGACCAUCGCCUUAUAUUGAAUUUGUCGCCAAGUGUACCAAGAAAUAUGGAAAAGUGUUCGGCAUUACCGAAGGCCUCACGAAUUUGCUGAUCGUCUCGGAGCCCGACAUGAUCCACGAGAUUUUCAUCAAACAAUAUGACAACUUCUAUGGUAGACGCCUCUAUAAUUUGAUGGCCGAUGUCGAAACGAGUCCGCGAGUUCAUUUGUUUGUGGCGCAAGGCCAUCGAUGGAAGAGACUUCGAGCACUGUCGAGCUCGUCGUUUUCGAACAACAGCCUUCGAAAACUUAAAAAUACCAUCGAAGAUUGUUCGUUGGAAUUAAUGAAGCAUAUCGAUGAUCGAACAUCGAAUGGGCAGCAAAUCGAUGUGCUUGAAUUUUACCAAGAAUUCACAUUGGAUGUGAUCGGCCGAAUUGCGAUGGGCCAACACAAAUCGAAGAUGUUCGAGAAUCCGCUGGUCGAUGAUGUUCGCGGGGUGUUCCAAAACGAUCAAUGCUUCGUCUACCUUCUCGCCGGCGCCUUUCCGAUGCUCGUGCCGAUUCUUCGCGGAAUGUUCAUGAGAUUCCCGAAAUUGUUCGGCGGAACCGCCUAUGUCAAUAUGAUAGUCGCGUGCGAGAAGGCGGUCCGCACUCGAAUCCAUCAAAGAGAAUCGGAUUUGAUGAAUGGCAUCGAGAAUCAAGAGCCCGCCGACUUCAUUGAUAUGUUUUUGGACGCGAGAACCGAUUCACUCGAGCAUGAGAACUCGAAUUUCACAAUUUCUGAAGCCAAGGUGAAUCGAAAAUUGACGGUCAAAGAGAUAGUAGCCCAAUGCAUGAUGUUCCUUAUUGCUGGAUUUGAUACGACGGCACUUUCCCUCUCAUAUACAUCAUUCUUAUUGGCGACACAUCCGGAGAUUCAGAAGAAAGUUCAAGAAGAGAUGAAUCGAGAAUGCCCUGAUCCGGAAGUCACAUUUGAUCAACUAUCAAAAUUGAAAUAUCUCGAUUGUGUCAUUCGCGAGACAUUACGAUUAUAUCCGCUUGGAGCAAUGGCAACUGCUCGAAAAUGUAUGCGAUCUACCGAAGUUUGCGGACUACCAAUUGAAGCGGGAACUGAAAUUCUUGUCGACACUUGGUCAUUGCAUCACGACGCCGACAUUUGGGGCGAUGAUGUCGACGAAUUCAAACCGGAACGGUGGCUUAAUGUCAAUGAUGUUGCGCAUAAAGGCGCCUAUAUUCCAUUCGGCUACGGACCACGACAAUGCAUUGGAAUGCGAUUGGCUUAUAUGGAAGAACGAUUGUUGCUCACGCAUAUUCUUCGCAAGUACUCGUUCACAACGGGACCAAAAACACAAAUUCCGUUGAAAUUGAUUGGUCGUGACACGAUCCAACCAGAAUCUGUCUUUUUGCAUCUAGAAGAGAGACCCUGA
Molecule: messenger RNA, 1551 nt
Organism: Caenorhabditis bovis
Lineage: Eukaryota; Metazoa; Nematoda; Chromadorea; Rhabditida; Rhabditidae
Source: the annotation of a GenBank genome assembly